AUAUCACAACCCCGGGCCCGUCAAUGCCGCCUCCAACUUCUAGACUGACUCGGAUGCUCGGGCUCUUGUCCGAUGACAUUCACGUUUCUCUGUUCACCUGCGGUCAUGAAGCAGAGCAUGUGGUCUGUGGUUAGAUACCGCUCUCGAGACUGUAAAUUUGUACGAUUAUGACGCAGUUAUUGUUGGCGCUUCCGGCGAGGAAAUCCUCGGGUCUGUCUUUUUCUUCUCUUACUCUCAUUCUGGUCUGCGUUGCCUGCCAACCCACCCGUUCUGUCCCGCUUGAUAGACCACUGUCGGCUCUCCGAUAUCACGCUCCUUUACUUAGCACAGCGAUUUUUGUUCUAGCAUUCAUGGUUGGUCGAUUCACUUUGAUUCCCCCCUCGAGCAUUUGUUUUCUUUCUCGUGAGACGAGGGCCACGGCCUGUCGUCUCCAAUCUCUGCUCUGGAUUACAGGUCCUUCGAUCUUUGCCGCAAAAAGCUUUUGAUUGUAUGUAUUUAAUUUGAGAAAUGACUUGAGCACAUCCGAGCAAGUAAAUCAUACACGGUACAUACCUUAAGCAGCCACUCACCCCAGUCGAAUAGUCG
Molecule: messenger RNA, 585 nt
Organism: Aspergillus heteromorphus CBS 117.55
Lineage: Eukaryota; Fungi; Ascomycota; Eurotiomycetes; Eurotiales; Aspergillaceae
Exons: 1
Coding region: 168-485 (105 amino acids)
Source: RefSeq, a predicted model, not a curated record